Molecule: messenger RNA, 4031 nt
Organism: Paramecium pentaurelia
Lineage: Eukaryota; Ciliophora; Oligohymenophorea; Peniculida; Parameciidae
Source: the annotation of a GenBank genome assembly
AUGGAUUAACCAAUAGGAAUUGGAGGAUUUAAAUUGCAACAAGUUAUAUCAAAAGAAAUGAAUUAAAUGAGACAUAGUGUUGAUCCUCGAACUUCUUUGUAAAUGAUAUUGAGCCAAAGAUCUUAAGCUUAAUUUUAAUAAGUUGUUGAUUAAGAAGUUCCUUAAGAAUAACCAUUAAAAUUGUUGAGCAAGAAAAAAGUAAAUGAAAAUCCAUAUUAGUAAUAUAGGGAAAAAGAUUUGAAUUUGAAAUCUCUUCUGAUUCAAGUUCUUUUUCAAUUACAUCUGAAGAAUCUUCGAAUUCUCAAAAAUCAUAACACUCAACUAAUUAUUUACUUAGAUAAUAAGCUGCAGCAUCAUUAAAAUUAUUGGUCAAAGAUAAUAAAUAAUAGAUAAGAUUACCAAAUAUUCCUAUAAGAAGCAUUUCUAAUGAGAAAUAACAAAUUAAUUUCUUGAAAGGACUAUAACAAAAUUCUGAAUUGAGUGAGAACAAUUAAAUAGAAGAAUAUUAUUAAUAAGGGAAAAUAACUGUCAAAUUGAAAAGCAAAGAUUUUAUGACAUUUAUGAGAUGGCAACAUGAAGUCGAAGAAUUAAAAAGAAAAAAGAGAGACUUUGAUGAAUAAAAAGACAGACAUUUCUAAUUAACCAAAGGAGACACUGUUACAAAGAUGGAAUAAUAGAGAAAAGAAGAAAUAAUGAAGAAAAAGAAAAAUAGAUAUUCAGAAUCAUGGAUUGUUGGUAUUUCAUUGGCAAAACGAUUUUUAAGAAUUGGUAGAAAAAGAGCAAGGGCUACAUUAUAAAGAAAUGCCAUAAAAACUUUAACUGGUAUUCAAAGUGUUCCUCAUUUAAGUGAUUCAAAUAGAUCUGAUGAUGUUAGAUCAAUGGCUAGUUUUAGAGAAAUUCAGAAUCCCUAAAUGUGAAAUUUUGAUUGUAAAUAAUAAUAUUUUUUUUUUAUAAAUGAACUAAAAUUCCAAUCAAUUACUAGGAUAACCAAAGAAUUAAUUUAAAAUUGUAGAGAGUGUCUAUCAAUAGCAAUAACAAUAACAAUAACCAAGAUAAUAGCUAUCAGUUCAAUAAAAGCCUAUUGAAGAAUCCCAUUGUAUAAGAGUAAUGAGUAAAGAAAUUAAAGCUGUUCAUAGAAUGCAAUUAUGGUUUUAUGGUAAAAAAUAAUAAAAGCUUUACUAAAAAAUGAAAAAAAAACAUAGAUAUAGAAAGAAUGUAAUAGCUGAAAUUAUAAAUACAGAGAGAACAUAUGUAAAUGAUCUAACUGUUAUCUGUGAGAAAGUGAAAACAUCUUCACUAUCAAUUAUUUCACCAAAUGAUGUUGAAACUAUCUUUAUGAAUUGUGAUUAAAUAUUGGCUUGGAAUAGAGAAUUUUUAUUAGAAAUGGAAAAAGGAUAUUAAAAAUAUAAUCUUGAUAAGAAAUUUAUACCAAAACCAUAUCAACCAGUUUUUGAUGGAAAUGCUAAAUAAUUAAAAACUCCAGAUAUAUAUGCAUUCAAAUGUUAUUAUGAAUAUUGUAGUAAAUUUACAAAAUCAAAUAAACAUUUUGAACAUCUCAAAGCAAAUGAUCAGAAGUUUAAAGAAUUUUUAAUAUAACUCAAUAAAAAUAACACUUUAAGAGGAAUGGACCUAGGAAGUUUCUUAGUUAAGCCUAUUUAAAGAUUGCCUAAAUAUAUUUUGUUAUUUAAAGUAAGAUUAAAAUUUAUUAUAGGAUUUAGAAAAAAAUACAGAUGAAGAUUAUCCAGAUUUACCUAAUAUCAAAGAAAUUCAUAAAUAUUUCAAAGAAGUAAACGAAGAAAAUAACAAAUUUAUGGAUAUUUUUAUGGGUAGAUUAUAACUUCAAUAAUUGAGUGAAUCUUUGAAGAUUAAUUAGGAAGAAUUAUUGAAUGAACCUAAUCGAGUUUUUAAAUUUGAGGAGAAAUUAACAAUUAUUUAACCAAAUGCAAAAAGUGAUGAAGAUUGUUAAGUAACAGUCUAUGCUUUAAGUGAUAUGUUAGUAGUUGUACAUGAUGAAAAAGUUUAAAAGAAACUCAAAUUAGAUUCUUUAUCUUUUGUUAAGAAUUAAUCUGACAAUAAUAAGUACUUUAGCAAUUUGUUUCAGAUUGUUGGGGUCGGUGAUACAAUAUAAUGCAUAGCUGAAACCCCAGUUGCAAAAAAGAAAUAUAUUGACUAAUUUGAAAAAUUAAUUUAAGAGAAUAGAGAACAUGAACAUGAAAAAGAGAAAGAACUCUGUAAAUAAUAAAUUAAAAUGCGAUAUCCUGUUUAAGUUGUUGUAGUUGGAACUGAAGAAAGGAAUUUUUAGUCUUUCACUAAACAUACAUAAUAUAUUACUGAAAUUAGUAUUAAUAAAGUGUUUUAAAAUGUAUAUAUCAGAUCUAAUGUAGAUAUUUAUUAGAUACAGUGAAAUUGAGGCUAUGUCUAGUAAAUAUAAGCAAAGAUAUCCCAAAAUUGAUUUACCUUAAUUACCUGAUAAAAAUUGGCUAAUGAGUCACAAGACCAAAUCCAUAGAGGCACGUAAAAUAGCAAUUGAAAACUUCCUUUAGGCUUUGUUACAAGCAAAAGAAUCCUAAUAGGAUCCUGAUAUUUUGAAUGAAUUAAGUAUAUAAAUCAUUAUUAAUCUUAUUAGAAUUACCUAAGAAUUUUUUCGAUUUGCCAGAUUUAUAUUAAUCUAUUUUGAAAUCAAAUCUAACUCAGAAAUAGCAGAAUUUUAAAAGAACUACUCUUGAGGGAAAAGAAGAAUUAAGAGAAAAAGGAAUAAAUGUAGAAAAACUGAAAAUAAGUGCUGGAGAAAUUUUGAAGGCUGUAUAUAUAGAAUAAGAGACAAGAAAAAAAAGUGUUGUUUAAAUUUGUCCCAAUAAGGUUAUUUCUUAUGAGAAUUCAAAAGAUCCAAAUUUGCAAAAAGUGAUUAUUACAUUUCCUGAUGGAACUGAAACAGCACUUGGAGUAACUGAACAAACAAGAGUCAGAGAGGUAUUAGAAUUUGUUGCCAAAUACAAUCAUCUCAUUUAUUAUAAAGAUUUUAGAUUAUAUUUAAUUGAUUAAUUGAAAAAACAAAGAGUUUUGGAUGAUGAUGAAGUACUUUAUAAAGUGAUUGAAGAUGAAAGACAAAAUAAUCAUGGAAUAUUAAAUAAAUUGGAAUAGAUGUUAGCCAAGUCAAAUUCAGAGUAUUAGUUAAUUCUAAUUAUAUAGAGUACUUAUCAAGCUGAAAAAAUACAUUUAUUUGCCUGCCAAAUUAGAAGAGAGUGAUUAUAAAGAAGAUCCGGUAAGGUUAAUCAAUCUAGCCUUUUCUGUAUUAGAUGAUGUUCACGAUUAAAAACUAUAACUUGGAUUUAAAGAAUAUUGUUUAUUUGCUGCACUCUAUUUUCAUAUGAAACAUUAAAGAUUGGAUGAUAAAUUAUUCGGUGAAGUUAGAAGAGUAAUUCCUCAAGAAAUGUUUCAAAGCAGCACAGACAAAGAAUGGAAGGAUCUAGUUACCUAAUGUUUUAAGGCACUUGACAAUGAACUCUCAUAAAUUAGUGUAAAAAUUUAACCAUUUAUACAAGAAAAAAAAUGAAAAUGACUAAAUCUAAAAGAAACCUAACUCCUAAUACAAACAUACAGACAAAAAAUAUUUGGCUGCAGGAGUUACUUUGAAUGCUGCAAGGACCUUCGUUUAAAGCUCUAUGGCCAUCUUUUAAGUGCAAGUUUAUGAGGGAACUCAAAAGUUUUUUAAAAAUUCUGGGCUAGAAGUUCAUCCCACCAUUUAUUUAGGGUUGUCAAUUCAUAAAAUACAUUUUUUAAACCCUUAAAGAAAGGAAUAAUUUAGAGAAAUUGAUUAUGGUCGUGUGAAUGGCGUAAAGUCUUAUCCUAGUUAAAUAAUCUUUGACUUACAAAUAUUUAAGGAACCUAUUAGGUUUGAUACUUACUAAAGUUAUGAAGUACUUAUUCACUUUUAAAAUAUUAGAUAAAAUCACUUGUUGAAUAAUAUCAAGCUAUCCAAAGAUUUGAUGAAGAAUAUGAAUUGGGUCAUUAAUUCAAUAUUAAACAUUGAA